Messenger RNA from Acipenser ruthenus (sterlet), 3484 nucleotides. RefSeq names its product mitochondrial inner membrane protease ATP23 homolog. Gene Ontology annotation, cellular component: extrinsic component of mitochondrial inner membrane. The coding region runs from base 128 to 832 and encodes 234 amino acids. Gene Ontology annotation, molecular function: metalloendopeptidase activity. The transcript has 6 exons. The record is from RefSeq and is a predicted model, not a curated record. Lineage: Eukaryota; Metazoa; Chordata; Actinopteri; Acipenseriformes; Acipenseridae. Gene Ontology annotation, biological process: mitochondrial protein processing; mitochondrial proton-transporting ATP synthase complex assembly.
UUUUUUACCUUCUACCCUUGGCAUAGCACUUGGUCUGCGAAACGCGGAAUGACCUGAACGGGAUCGUUAGUAUACAGAACGGAAAGGUUGCCAAGCGCAGAAGGGUUCAAGGAGUCGAGCAUAUGCAAUGGACCAAAAUAAACAAAACCCAGAAGAUUAUGGUUAUCAGUUAUUUCCGGAGAGAAAUUCAGGGAGAUUUAAAAAAGGAUCUGUAGCAGAAAGCCUGUUCACUUUCAAUCACAAGUGUCAGGUCAUGCUGAAAGUUGCACUGGACACAAGUCCGUAUGCAAAAUUGCUUCUUAGUGCAAUGAAGCAAUCAGGAUGUACUGUUUAUAAAGAGAGGCAUUUCUCCUGUGAAGACUGUGAUGGGAUUGUCAGUGGUGGAUUUGAUGCUACAACCUCCCAGAUAGUGUUGUGCCAGAAUAACAUUCACCAGCAGGCCCAUAUGAACAGGGUAGUAACCCAUGAACUGAUUCACUCAUUUGAUCACUGCCGUGCUCAUGUUGAUUGGUUUGAUAAUUUCAAACACUUGGCCUGUUCAGAGGUCCGAGCUGCCAAUCUUAGUGGAGACUGUUCUUUCAGUAAUGAGCUGAGUAGGUUUAAAUUUGGACUAAAACAACAUCACCAGGAAUGUGUGCGGGACCGAGCCCUUCGUUCAGUCCUAGCUGUUCGAAAAGUGAGUCGGGAAGAAGCGGAGAAAGCUGUGGAUGAAGUUUUUGAAAGCUGUUUUAAUGACCAUGAACCAUUUGGAAGGAUCCCACACAGCAAAAAUGAUGCGAAAUAUGCGUACAGAGAUUUUCAAAAUCGAGAUCGAUACUAUGCCAAUCUUUGAAAAACAGACAGUUUUAAGGAAAAAGGUUCUACAAGUAAUACACAGAACAGUGUUGUUGUAAAAGUCGCUGUAUUUGAGCUGCGUUUUACACGCAACAUAGGUUUUCUGCUACUUUUUGCAACUGGUACAAAAAAUGUACUAGUGAUUAAUAAUAUUAAAUUGUGUGUUAAAGAAAAAGAGAAGUAAAAAUACAAAAAAAUGUAUAUGUAGCUGAUUAAAAAUAUUUAAAGAGUAAUUCGUGAUAAAGAAAAUUUGCCUUCUUGAAUUAGUUGGAUACACAUUUCAGCAGUUUUUAUUUUAACAGUAGCCAACACUCUAGUUAUGCUACCAUACCAGCAGCUGUUAUUACAACCAGUCCACCCUUUAUUAUAACUUUAGUUUUGGUUUAAUCAGAUUUAAUCAGCCAUGGAUGCAUGUCAUGCAUUAUGUUUGCGCUGCAACCUGCAUGUGUGAGUUGGGCAUGUUGGUAAAAUUGAACUUUUCCACAUAUUCAGGCAGUUUUCCUGAUUUGAAAUUCAUAUCGCCUUAAAAGUUAAACUUAAAAAUCUUUAACCUUGUACAGUACGAUGUGUCUCAGAAGUUAUUUGACAGCAUAUUUUAAUGGUUGAUAGAAAACCUGACUGCUUCUCAGGUUUUUUAAACUUCAUUUUUAUUUUAGUAUUUUUUUUAUUCAGACAGUUAAUGUAACAAAUUGAGGGCUUUGAAUUACCAUAAAUGAUUCUCAAGUCGGACAAAAGAUAAUUGACAACUAGUGCCACCCAGUGGACAACCACCACUACCAUUGUGAGAAUCCCAACACGCAUGAAAACUAGCGAUGUGUGCAAAGACAUAAAAAGUUGAAUUCAAUAUUACAGUCACAUGUUAAGCAGAGGAAACCAAAUGUAAAAAGAAUACAACUGAAUAAAACUCAAAGGAUAUCAGUUACUUUAAGGUUUCCUCUCGCCCACCUUGAGGGACCAGUAACAUUCCUGCUGUUUUUAAAUUGUAUUAUUAUUUAUUUUUUAGCUGACGACCUUUUCCAGGGCAACUUACAAUUGUUACAAGAUAUCACAUUAUUUUUACAUACACUUACCCAUUUAUACAGUUGGGUUUUUACUGGACCAAUCUAGGUAAAGUACCUUGCUCAAGGGUACAGCAGCAGUGUCCCCCGCACCUGGGAUUGAAUUGUGUGUUUUGUGACGGUUGUGACUACUGUCCACUGAUUUAUUGAGAGCAUUACCAACAAUCCAUUGUGAUCUAAAAAAAUUGCUAUAGCCCAGUGAGUCACCCACCCACCCCAGUGAGUCACCCAACAGUUUCAUAUUUCUGAAUGCUCAUGGCAAUAGAUGGUUGGGCAGAAAUUGGGUGACAUGUCUUUGAAGCGAUGGUUUGUAAUCUAUUGGAAUGAAAGGCCUGUACCUGCUUUAAUCAAAAAGUGCCUCUUGAAGAGAAUGCAUAUUUAAAGUACUAAAAUAUUAAAAUUAUAUCCCUGUUGCAUAAUCACAGUAUUCAAUGUGAGACCACCUACAGUAGGUUGGUACAAUAUGGAAUAACUGGGGUCAUUAUUUAUAUAAAUAAUUUUAAAAUCUCCAUUGCAAAUUCUAAUUGAAUCCAGACCAUGAAUUUAAUUAGACAAGAUGUUGUUAAAAAGUACAGUCUUACAGGCAUUUAACAAAAACAACCGUGGGGAAGAUUCAGUCUCAGUCUUGUGUGCCACCAAUUAUAGAGUCCGAAAGUGAUAACUUUAAAGAAGACACAGACAUUUUUGUCCUUAGCAUUGAAUUUUAAUUAUAUAAAGAGACAGUAGUCAAAUACGCUCUUGGUUGCUAUAAAUUCUGUAAUAAAAGUUUUGCAUUUUGUAGGCUUCAUUUGAAAAAUAUUUAAUAUAACAUAUUUGCCUGGCGUAUUACCAGUAACACAUAUCUUUUUGUAUUUAUUUUUUUCAGUAUUGGGUCUUCAGAUGUUGUUUGAGUGAAUGUAAGUCUAAGCAUGUUUAUAAAGGUUGCCUUAAAACUAAUUGUGGUGGUUACGUGAAGUCCUAAAAUGCAUUUUAUCAUGAGAGCAGAGAUAGCACAGUGUCAGUAUGUCAAUAGGAAUUGCAUUCUGCCCUGCUACAGAGUGCUAGUGACACGCCUCAACAGUCCUCUUAUUUACAGGUGAACUUUGUCAAAGAAAAAAACAUUUUAAAGAGUAAGAAGCUGUCAUUUUGUAUGAUGUUUGUAAUUAAUAACUUAAGUACUGCUUUUUUGUUUUUGUUUUGCUUAAUAACUUUGUGUUAAGGUACUUAACAUAGACUGCUCUUCGGUUCUAGUUGCCUCCCAUAGAUGUAAACCUUGGCUAGAUCAAUGUGAUUUUCGAAAUGAGAGCCAGUACCUUCUAAUGAUCUGCCAAAGUUCAGUAAAUACACUGGAUGGUGCUGAUGCUUACUAAUACAGUCUAAAUAUGUUUGGACUGAUCAAGCAUACAUUACAUGUUUAUGGCAGGCAAAAACAACUGAUGAUCAGCAACUGAACUUGUGAAAAAAAAAACAUAUUCAAGUAAUCACAAUAAGAACCACUAAGAAUGGUUGAAAACAUAAUAAAAAAGAGUAGACAACAGUACAAAAACUAAGACAAUGUAAAUUGUAACUACCUACUCUUUAAUUUUAAUAAACUGGUAGCAUGCAACUCUCAA